AUGGCCGACGAUUCUACCCCCCUCGCUUCCCUCUCAGUCACCCAUGACCCCGAAGACCAUCUAUCGCUCGCAUGCGCCUAUCUCGCUCUCCUCCCCCAAGCUCUAUGUGUCGUCUACGCUACCCUAGUACUCUUCACCCGCGAGGUCGAAGUCGCCCUUAUGUUCCUGGGUCAGCUCGCCUGUGAAGUUCUGAACUUCGCUCUAAAACGUCUUAUCAAGGAAGAACGUCCUCGUCGCAUACAUGGUAAAGGUUACGGCAUGCCUAGCUCCCACGCACAAUUUGUCGCUUUUUGGAGUGUUUCCCUUGCGCUGUUCCUGCUUGUCCGCCAUAAUCCUCCGCGUGUGCUCAAGGGCCGCGCAAACAGCAGUGUGCAUCGACCUUGGAGUAUUGUUGAGAGAAUUGCGGUGAGCAUGGCUGGGGCGGCGAUUGCAGCCGCGACGGCAUGGAGUCGAGUAUAUCUCAACUACCACACCCCUAAGCAGGUUGUUGUAGGCUGCGCUGCUGGUGCUGUGAGUGCAGUUGGGUGGUUUAUUAUCGUUGCUGUCAUGCGACAGACGGGCUGGUUGGGCUGGGCUUUGGAGACUUCAUUGGCAAGGGCAUUCAGAGUUCGUGAUUUGGUAGUGGAAGAGGACAUGUGUCAGGCUGGCUGGGAAAAGUGGGAGGAGAGAAGGGUUACUUCUCAAACUAACAAAAACCGAUAG
Messenger RNA from Fusarium coffeatum, 702 nucleotides. RefSeq lists its product as uncharacterized. Lineage: Eukaryota; Fungi; Ascomycota; Sordariomycetes; Hypocreales; Nectriaceae. Bases 1 to 702 code for a protein of 233 amino acids. The transcript is spliced from 2 exons. Gene Ontology annotation, molecular function: dolichyldiphosphatase activity. Gene Ontology annotation, cellular component: endoplasmic reticulum membrane; intracellular membrane-bounded organelle. Gene Ontology annotation, biological process: lipid biosynthetic process; protein N-linked glycosylation. The record is from RefSeq and is a predicted model, not a curated record.